UCUCUCCUUUCCGAUUUGGUCUUGUGUUCUAUUUGUGGAGAGAGCAAGAGCUUGCUCGGAAGCUUCAAAUGCCUCCUUCGUCCUCCUCCCUCCUCCUCCUCCUUCCUGUUCAUCGCCGGUAAUCACGAGAGUGUCGGAGUCUCCUAUUUUCUUCUUCGUUGGAGCAGUUGUUGGGGGGUGUGUCGAUCUGCUUGGCUCUGCUCUUCCCAUCUCUAUGCCGUCCCCUUCAUUCUUGCUUCUUCUGUCUCCUUCCUUUUGAUAGCCGGCAUGCGUGAGUGGUUGUUACCAGCGAGUGCAAGAGAGCUGGUCCGAUGCUGUUGGAAGUUUGAUUAACAAAUUCCCUCCUCCCCUGUUUCUGUCGACUCCUUCCUUCUCCUUCCUGUCUUCAUCGCUGGAUGAUUUAAGCGAAUCCAUCUCUCUUCGUCGAUGAACAAGCAUUCCACAAUCCGCGCCGUCCACCUUUGUCAGCCCUGUGUGGUUGUUCUCGGGCAAGCAACGAAGAAGGUUUGAACCCUAGGGCUUUUUCUACUCCCAAAUUCUGGGCUUUCCUUACGUGUUACUUUCACAAGAGGUGAUUCGGAAGACAACUGACAAUCCUUAGCAUGCUUGGUCCUGAUUGUGGAUGAGUUCGUUGCUAGGCAAAAAGAGUUCAAUGAUGAAUAUAAACUGCUUCAAAAGGAAUAUCUUCUCCGCUUCAUCCCCCCUUCCUGCUGUGCCACUUCCUGCAAAAAAGGAAGUUCAUUUUUGGUAUAUUUUACCAGAUGAGGUGAAUAGCCCUAAUCUAUUAAAUCAGUAUUUGGAAAUUCUGUCACCAUGUGAAAAAGAAAACAUCUUCCGCAUGAGAGGGGAACUGCUAAAGAAAAGAGCACUCUUAGCUCGUACAUUAGUUCGCACUACCUUAGCAAGAUACCAGACGAAUUGUCAGAUUGAUCCAAAAUAUUUAAAGUUUAGGAAGAACAGUUAUGGAAAGCCUGAGGUAGACUGGCAAUAUUUUGAUGAUUGGAGCCUCCCACCAUUGCAUUUUAAUAUCUCACACACUUCAUCAUUAAUAGCUUGUGGAGUGGCAAUGGAUUAUCCGAUUGGCAUUGAUGUGGAAGAGAAGCAAAGAAGGUUAAAGAAUAAUAUUUUAGCUUUUGCUCGACGAUACUUUACUCUUUAUGAACUGGAAAUGCUGGCUGGUAUUUCAGAUCCUGAAACUCAGCGACAGGAGUUUGUAAAAUUAUGGACUCUGAAGGAAGCAUAUGUAAAAGCAUUGGGGAAGGGCUUCUCAGCUUCACCUUUCAAUAAAUUUACUGUUCGAUUAGGAGACUCCAUGAAAAAAGGCACAUGUCAUGUGCCUGAUCUGAUUUCUGAGGCACCCGAGAUAGUUAUUGAGUCAUCAGGUGACCCGAAUAAUCCCUCAAGAAAUUGGCAAUUUGUGCUUCUGGAGUUGUUGGGUUCUCAUUACGCCGCGAUUUGUAUGGAGCAGGACAUGAUCUCUGGAGGCAAUGGUGGCGUUCCGAUAAAUUUGACCAUACGGAAAACGACCCCCUUUGUUGAAGACGAAUAUAUAUCUGGCGCUGAUGUUGCAGUAGUUGGUGGGUUGACUAGACUCUAGAGUUCUGCGGCAUAAUGACUGCGAUGCAAGAAGCGCCACUCCCAUAUAUCGUGCACAAAUUACAUACUUGUUUGUGUACUCUGUCUGAAUGGAAAACUUAUUUCCCAUUUUCCAUUGACAAUUUUGUGAUAUAUUAGUUCUGUAGAGGUGACGCUGUAGAUCAUAAAUCGUGGUUGUGGUAGGAGCUCUAGUGUUCUAUGAAUGACUUUUAAAAAAAAAAAAUUGUUCUUUCCUUUGAAAUGAAUGGGACCAAAUUUAAAAGAAA
This is a messenger RNA of Prosopis cineraria, 1862 nucleotides long. RefSeq lists its product as uncharacterized. The transcript is spliced from 10 exons. Bases 623 to 1597 code for a protein of 324 amino acids. Gene Ontology annotation, molecular function: magnesium ion binding; holo-[acyl-carrier-protein] synthase activity. Lineage: Eukaryota; Viridiplantae; Streptophyta; Magnoliopsida; Fabales; Fabaceae. Gene Ontology annotation, cellular component: cytosol. The record is from RefSeq and is a predicted model, not a curated record.